Erigeron canadensis is the source of this 1455-nucleotide messenger RNA. RefSeq names its product protein trichome birefringence-like 13. Gene Ontology annotation, cellular component: Golgi apparatus. The record is from RefSeq and is a predicted model, not a curated record. NCBI's taxonomy places the organism in Eukaryota, Viridiplantae, Streptophyta, Magnoliopsida, Asterales, Asteraceae. The coding region runs from base 89 to 1339 and encodes 416 amino acids. The transcript has 6 exons. Gene Ontology annotation, molecular function: O-acetyltransferase activity.
UUCCAGUCUUAAGACGAACAAAUAAACAUCCAAACCCCAAAAUCACAACACAAAACCCACCACCGCUGCCGUGGCACCGCCACCAAAAAUGGCAUCAAACCACCACAUCAAAAAACCUCAGUCACAAUCCUCAUCAACAACCUACUUCUACACAUUCACCUCAAUCAUCAUUCUCACAACUCUCUUUCUCAUAACUUCACACUACCUCACUUCCACCUCGUCUCCUCCAAUUAUUCGUAUCGAACCGAUUAAUCAAUACGCUCCAACAACGUCAUCUCCACCGUGCGAUUACUCGGAAGGAAAGUGGUUUUAUGAUCCAACGGUUAGAUCUUACCGGUAUGAUGAAACAUGUAAGGAGAUAUAUAAAGGAUGGAAUUGUAUUUCUGGUAAUAGAUCUGGUGCUAAGGAAAUUCUUAAGUGGCGUUGGCAGCCUAAUCAUUGUGCUCUUCCGUCUUUCGAUCCGCGUCGGUUUCUCGAUUCUUAUCGAGAUAUUAGUAUCGGGUUUGUUGGUGACUCGUUAAAUAGAAACAUGUUUGUUUCUCUAUUCUGUUCCCUGAGACGUGUUGCUGGUGAUGUGAAGAAGUGGCGUCCUGCUGGAGCUGACCGUGGAUAUACUUUUCUGAAAUACAACCUCACAAUUGCAUAUCACCGAACUAAUUUGUUGGCACAUUAUGGUAGGUGGUCGGCCAAUCCCAAGGGCGGUGAGUUGGAAUCUCUUGGGUUUAAGGAGGGUUACAGAGUUGAUAUAGAUAUACCUGAAGGAACAUGGGCAGAGGCUCCAAGUUUUCAUGAUAUACUCAUCUAUAACACUGGCCACUGGUGGUGGGCCCCUUCCAAGUUUGAUCCUGUGAAAUCCCCUAUGCUUUUUCAUGAAAACGGUCAGCCACUAGUACCGCCUUUAUCUCCAGACAUUGGGCUUGAUAUGGUUUUAAGACGCAUGAUAUCAUAUGUGGAAGAAAAGGCAAGACCAGGGACAGUUCUAUUUUUUCGCACUCAAUCUCCUCGGCAUUUUGAAGGUGGUGACUGGUAUGAAGGUGGUUCCUGUGCACGUUCAGAGCCAUUAUCAACUGGGGAGGUUGAGCAGUUCUUCUCUGUGGAGAACAAUGGGACGAAUGUGGAAACACGCCUUGUGAAUGAACACCUAUAUGAAGCCAUUAAAGGCACUUCUUUUCGGUUACUGGAUGUCACAAGUAUGAGCGAGUAUAGAGCAGAUGCCCAUCCUUCUUCAGCUGGUGGAAAGAAACACGAUGAUUGUAUGCACUGGUGCUUACCUGGCAUUACAGAUACUUGGAAUGAUUUGUUCAUCGCACAUCUAAGUAGCAUUAAGGUACGAAACUGACAUGUUGAUUGUACAAUUGCAUUAUCUUAGCAGGAUAAAUUAGGAUCCCUUAGUAUUACUGUUAUUGAAUCGUAUAUUUUUCUUGUAACAUGCCCUAUAUUUGUUUUUCUUUUGUA